Molecule: messenger RNA, 1086 nt
Organism: Phalaenopsis equestris
Lineage: Eukaryota; Viridiplantae; Streptophyta; Magnoliopsida; Asparagales; Orchidaceae
Source: RefSeq, a predicted model, not a curated record
AUGACUAUUAUGAAUUUUCUAGCUAGCCUCAACUCUCAGUAUGAAGGUGUCAAAUCACAGAUCUUGUCUAACCCUGGAGUUACUACUCUGAAGGAAGUCUAUACUGAAGUGAUGUGUAUUAUUCUUAGUUCUCAGGCUUCACCCAUGCAAAAACCUAAGACACUUGCUAGCCAGAAAAAUACAGACAUCAGUAAACCUCAGUCUCAAGACAAUUAUGGAAUUGGAACUCCAGAUUUUGAAAAUCAAGACUCGAUCAUCAUAGCUGUUGCCAACGGCCCCAUGCUUCCCAUCGUAGGUAGUGUUUUUGUUGGUCUCGGAGUCGGAAUGGCUUCUCUGCUCUAUAUAUCAGAAGUUUUGCUUGCGAAAAUCCAAGGAGCUCUUUGCACUCUCUUUGUCGAUCAAGGAGCCCCUUCUCUCUCCACCCUCUCCCUAUGGCCUCCUCCAUCCUCUAAGAUUGCUGUUCAAUAUGAUGAUGAUGGGGCUUCCGAUGUUUUCCAUCUGAUUCAAGCUCAUCAGGCCGCCGCUCCUCAUCUUUCUCUACUUGAAGAAGUUCGAAUUAUUCUUAAUAACAGCAUUCGAGGCGUGCUCUCUACAUUUUCCAAGGAAAAUGAGGGUUAUCUAUCUGGAUCAAUGGUUGAUUUUGCCUGUGAUCAUGAUGGUUUGCCAGUGAUAGCAGUCAGCAGUCUUGCAGUUCAUUCAAAGAAUUUGUUAGUGAAUCCCAAAUGCUCUCUGCUUGUUGGUAAGGAUCCUAAAGAUCGAGCACACAUUGUGAUUACGUUAUAUGGGGAUGCUGUUCAGGUUUCUGAGGAUGAUAGAGAGGAUGCACGCACUGCUUUUCUUCAAAGACAUGAUUUAUGUGACUUCCGCUUCAUCCAAAUCAAGCCUAACUUUGUACAUUAUGCUUCUGGGGUUGCUACUGCCUUGCUGGGAUCAGGAGACCUUAAAGCUGUAGAGUUCAGAGCGGCCAAAGUUGAUACAAUAUCUCAGUUUUCAGUUCCCAUAACUUCUCAUAUGAAGAAAGAUCGUGCUGAAGAUACAAAAGCAAUUGUACAGCACUCUACAGCCAUUAAGGCGCGCUCAAGUUAG